Messenger RNA from Babjeviella inositovora NRRL Y-12698, 968 nucleotides. RefSeq lists its product as uncharacterized. The record is from RefSeq and is a predicted model, not a curated record. The transcript has a single exon. The coding region runs from base 84 to 557 and encodes 157 amino acids. Lineage: Eukaryota; Fungi; Ascomycota; Pichiomycetes; Serinales.
AUUUUUUUUUUCAUCUCAUGAUCCAUCAUCAGCCGUAAGUUCUUAAGAAAAACAGCCAGCACUCAACUAGCUGUCUACUUCCAAUGGCCAACGCAUCCAAGCCCCAGACUAAACCGGAGUCCAUGUCUCAGAAGCUUUGGGACUCGAUGGGUCAGCGCUUUGAGCACCUCUCCCCGGAGGAGGCACUUGCAAUCGCCGAGAAGGCGUCGGCCGAGGCCGCUAACGAAGAGAAAGAACCGACUGAGCAAGACGAAGCCUGGUUUGAGGAACACCGUGAUAUCUUGGCCGUUCAUGCCAAGAACAUGGCGGAUCAGAACACGUGGUUCCAGGCUGAACUCACCAAGAUCACCGCUAGACACACCAUGCUGGUUGCAGACCUUAAAAAACACACAGUUGAGACGGAAAGGUUGAAGGCACUUACAGAACAGAGCAUUCUCAACCUUAUCGACCCGAAGCCUAACGGAUCGCCGGAAAAGAUUCUUGAGCAGCAAAUCCCUGGCAUGCUCGGUAAUCUUUCCGAGUUUCGCCAAUCGCUUAAGGAAUCGUUGGAAGAUUGAAGUGGAAAUAGAGAUUGAUAUAGGAGUUUUGUUUAUGAGGUUUAUGGAAGAAUAGCUGGAUAAAGGAACUAUUGGACAUGGCUGAGAAGCAAAACAGUCGACAACUCUCGUCUGACUUGGGCUCAGAGCAUUGACUGAAAUGGUUUCUGGUAUACCAGCUGAGUGUAUCCCUUAUUACUCCCACCCGUGUGCAUUAUACUAAUGUAUUGAUCGUAUAUCCAAGGAUGAAAUAGUUCUCAAUUUGGAGUCCUCACAAACAAGCGUCCUGGCACGUUUGCAAAACUCGCCCUUCAUUGGUGCAUACGAAAGUAUAUAAUUGCAAGACCAAUCUUUGGAAAUUGGUGCGGUGAAUUCAUAGCAUCGUAUAAAUGGUUUAGCAAGUGAUAGCAGAUGUAGCUUACGAAGUGAUAA